Camponotus floridanus (Florida carpenter ant) is the source of this 844-nucleotide messenger RNA. RefSeq names its product charged multivesicular body protein 5 (gene Vps60). Gene Ontology annotation, cellular component: multivesicular body. Bases 174 to 839 code for a protein of 221 amino acids. The record is from RefSeq and is a predicted model, not a curated record. The transcript is spliced from 4 exons. Gene Ontology annotation, biological process: late endosome to vacuole transport via multivesicular body sorting pathway; vesicle budding from membrane. Lineage: Eukaryota; Metazoa; Arthropoda; Insecta; Hymenoptera; Formicidae.
UCCUUGUCUACAGAGACGUCAGCAGCUCGUCUAGAGUCCCGUCUUUCGCAUUACGCGUUUGUCCUAUCUAUCUGAAUUACCGGAGUAAUUAACCAGACCUCACGUUUUGACAGAUCGAAAGAUAUAACCCGUGAAGAUUGUCUCAUUGGAAAUAAUAACUCUAAUUCGCAAAAAUGAAUAGACUUUUCGGACGUGGCAAGCCUAAAGAACCACCACCUAGCAUCACCGACUGCAUUGCAGGGGUUGACAGUAGGGCGGACUCUGCAGAGAAGAAGAUAGCCAGAUUAGAUGCGGAGCUGAAAAAGUACAAAGAUCAGAUGCUCAAGAUGAGAGAUGGACCAGCUAAGAACGCGGUGAAGGCUAAGGCGCUACGUGUACUGAAACAGCGGAAAAUGUAUGAAGCCCAAGUAGACAAUCUGCGCCAGCAGGCAUUUAACAUGGAGCAAGCCAACUAUGCCACUCAAACGUUAAAAGAUACCCAGGCAACUGUAGUCGCUAUGAAAGACGGUGUCAAACAAAUGCAAAAGGAAUUCAAAAAUAUCAAUAUUGAUCAAAUUGAAGAUUUACAAGAUGAUUUGGCAGAUAUGUUAGAACAAGCUGAUGAAGUUCAAGAAGCAAUGGGUCGUAGUUAUGGGAUGCCAGAAAUUGAUGAUGAUGAGCUUGCAGCAGAACUGGAGGCUCUUGGUGAUGACCUUGCUUUGGAUGAAGAUACUAGUUUCUUAGAUGAUGCUAUUAAAGCACCUAGUGCUCCAGAUAAAGAACCUGGAGCAGCUUCUGUCAAAAAUAAGGAUGGCGUUCCAGUGGACGAGUUUGGCUUGCCACAAAUACCUGCUAGCUAAGAGCA